AUGGCUUCUGAAAUGAUAAAGUUUUUGUGGGCCAAAAUCAAAGCCAAACCAUUGGUGGCAAUAGGAAGGUCUAUAUUCUUCUCUCUUCUGAUGAUCCAGAGUGGAUUCCUUGCGGCAUACCCAGCAACUUAUCAAGAUAGAGACACUGCUGCGUUAUUUCUUCUGUGCAUUCCAGUUCUGGUCUACUGGAUCUACUGCCUUUGCACUGAAGCAAGCCUUCUAAGAAUGUUUUACACCUGGGGACUUUACCUUGUAGUUUUCUUGAUUCCCAUGAUUGCCACCAUAUUUGCUGUAGCUGGCGACGACCUCGAUAAGACGAAAUUCCUCGGCCCCAACGCCUUAAAGGUAGUCUUGUGCCUUACACCGGUUCUCUUUCUAUUUCUGCCGAACACAGCUUCGGGAUUAAGUGAAAGUGACGACUACCGACAGCUUGCUUUCAGACUGACCAUCCAGGUAACCAUAGAUCUCUUUGAUGCUGUUGAAAUGCUUGAUAUCGUCCUCAACGAGAACGAAAACAGCCAUGGAAUUCCAAAAUGGUUUGGAAGACUCAUGGUGGCACUUGCAUGCUUCAGCUUCCUGUUGUCUCUCUUACAAAUGGCAGAAAACAAACUCGACAAAGGAAUAGUCGAGCAGCGCAAAUGCCUUGCCAUUAUCCGUAACUUGGUGCAAAUGGCAUGUGUCAAUUUCGUGUUUAUGGUAAUUCGUCUGGAUAUCUUUUUCAAGUACAAGAAAGAGGAGUCAAUCUUUAUCGCGAAGAAUGGGAUCGCUAUCUACUUUUCCGCGUUGGAGAUAUACUCGAUUUGCCGAAAUCAGCGAAAUCGGCAGGCUGAUGAAGCUUGA
Porites evermanni is the source of this 840-nucleotide messenger RNA. Lineage: Eukaryota; Metazoa; Cnidaria; Anthozoa; Scleractinia; Poritidae. The record is from the annotation of a GenBank genome assembly.